AUGUCUGCCUCCCCUGCCCCCCCAUCUGAGAAUCCCUCUGAACUUGUCAACUUUUACAACCAUACCCUAUCCUCCUGCCUGGACCAGCUGGCCCCCAUCAGAACCAAAUAUAUCACCUUCAAACACUCAGCGCCCUGGUACACCUCUGAACUCCGCCGCAUGAAAGCUCAUGGGUGCCAACUGGAACAGCUAUGCAAGAAAACCAAUCUCAAUGUCCACCGCCAAGCCUACGCCCACCACCUUCACCGAUACAAUGAUGCCAUCAAAUCCAGCUCAUUCAACCCCAAGGUUCUCUUCUCCACUGUCAACAAACUCCUCAAACCCUAUGGUAACAUCACAGAUUCCUUCACAGCCACAAAGUGUAAUACCUUUCUGUCAUUUUUUCAAGACAAAAUCGUCUCCAUCCACCACAACCUGGCCACAUCCACAUUCCAUGACCCCUCCCCCCUUCUUCACCCAGCCACUGUCUCAGUUCUCCCCUCUGUCACCAGCCAAGCUCCACGCAGUCAUGGCAGGCAUGAAAAACCCCACCUGCACUCUGGAGCCCAUCCCCUACAGCUUCAUCAAGGACUGCCUCCCUGUUAUCUCCCCACUCACCACCGCAAUCAUCAACGACUCCCUCAGCACUAGUUCCGUCCCCCCAUCUCUCAAACUGGCUGCUGUCACCCCCAUCCUAAAGCAACCAGACAAUCUCCAAUCUCCCCUUUCUGUCAAAAAUACUGGAGCAAGCUGUCGCCACCCAAAUCAAGACCCACCUCACCUCCAACAAUCUGUUUGAACCAUUCCAGUCAGGUUUCCACCAACAACACAGCACAGAAACAGCCCUCCUGAAAGUAACCAACGACCUCCUCCUCUCUUCCGACUCUGGCCACCUCAGCAUCCUUAUUCUCCUCGACCUUACAGCAGCCUUUGACACCAUCAGCCAUUUCAUCCUCCUCUCCCACACAUCUGGAACUUUGGUGUCAUCUUUGAUAAGAACCUCUCCUUCGAACAACAUACCAACCACAUCACAAGAAGUGCCUAUUUCCACCUCAGAAACAUCGCCUGCCUCCACCCAUCUCUCUCCCCCCCUGGCUGCAGAAACCCUCAUCCACACAUUCAUCACUUCAAGACUGGACUACUGUAACAGCAUCCUUUAUGGCUCAUCUUCCAAACUCAUCAAAAAACUCCAGACCAUCCAAAACUCUGCUGCCCGCCUGCUCACCCACACCCUUCUCCUCACCCAUAAAGCUGCAUAAAGCUCUUCACAAUCAGGCCCCCUCCUACAUCAGUACCCUGCUCCACCGCAACCUUCGCUCCUCCGAUGCCAACCUCCUGUCCCCACCCCUCCGAACGACUCAUCGAACCUGGGUGGACAGGGCCCUUCCCAUUGCCGCACCCUUCCUCUGGAACUCUCUACCCAUCCAUAUCAGAUCCUGCACUGACUUGCCCUCCUUCAAAUCCCUUCUGAAAACCCACCUAUUUAAAAUAGCUUUUAACAUGUGACUAUUUUACUUAUUUAUAUUUAUUUAUUGUAUUUUAUUGCUAUAUUCAAAUUGUGUGCUUUAUGUAAAGUGUCUUUGAGUAUCAUGAAAAGCGCUAUACAAUAAAAUGAAUUAUUAUUAUUAUUAUUAUUGUCAGUCAGUGAGGUUCCUGAGUCAGUCUGAACCUAGGUCAACAUUCUUUCUAUAGGGUCUUGAUCCAGUGCACAGUGCGUCUCAUGGAUCCAGUUGCUCAGUCUGUUGGUGCUGUAGUAAAUGGAUAGAGCAUUUUUCUGCCUGUCAAAAUCUCAUGUUGGAUGACAUUCAUUGUCACAUUUGGAGUGGGUCUCAGUUUAAAUGGGGAUACGGAUGGCUUUGAUUCCUAGUUAGUUUGUGUCUGCGCAAACUUUAGCCAAUCCUAUUUUAAUAGCUUUAAGUGUAACCUUUGGAUUUAACUAAUAAUAUAUCUACAAUAAAUACAAUAUAUUUGCAAGUGUCUUUGAGGUGGGGGUGCCACCAGUGUUAAGAAAUAAGAGUUUUUGCUUUCGAGCUUGCACAGUGACCUCUUCUGUGGGCCUCUCGGCACAACAAAUUUAUUAAUCCAGUUGGAGCUACUAUCUUUCUUUCAUGAUUUCUCCAGAGACAUUUAUCACCUUUUUUGGCUCCUUUUUCUUUGUAUACCUGUUUUUCAGAUGGGACAGCUGCUUUUUUUGCAGCUAUUAGACACAUACAUCUCUUUGUGGUUUAUCACUUAAUGCUUUGCGUGAUUUGCCUAUUCACAUUGUAUCACACCAUGGAUUUUGCUGCCAUUUCUGCCUCAUCAUUUCCUCUUGCAACUCUGCUGUCUCCUUUUUGGUGUUCUCUGCACUUUACUAUGGCUACUUCUUUAUGUUCCAAUAAGGUAUAAUAAAGAUCAAGCAGUUGGUUCAAAUGUUUAUCAGGGGUUCCAGCUGCAGUCACAAAACUUCUCCCUCUCCAGUGACACAUGUCUACAUGUUCAACUUACACUGCAUAGGCUGAAUCAGUUUCGUCGCAGUUUUGUCUUUUGCUCAUUUACUCAGCAGUGUUUAGGCCAUCCCUUAUGACUACCAGAGCGCCCAUCAUGGGAGGUGAGCUCCAGGUUUUGUGUGCGUGUGUGUGUGUGUGUGUGUGUGUGUGUGUGUGUGUGUGUGUGUGUGUGUGUGUGUGUGUGUCAGUAGCAUCUGGUGUUGUAGGGCCUCAAUCAUAGCACAUGCCUCUGCAUAGGGAGGGAGUCUUUGGCUGCUAUGUCUCUGGAGGAGUCAAGGUUGUAACUGGUGUUUGAUGUAUCAUUUUAUCAUUUGUCCAGAGUACAGAGACUGUAGGGAGAAUCAAACUUAUUUAAAAAUUUUAGCAGUCUCCAAUAAACUUUUCUGCUUUUUUUAACUGCCUUCUCCACCUUCCAAUUCUGCAUUGUUCCUGCCUUUUGUAACUUUGCUGCGAUCUUCUCUAAACUUCCUAAAGCUCUAAUUUUUAAGUCACCAACCUUGAUAACACCCUUACUAAAAGAAUUCUGUUUAUCCCAUUCCAACCCCCCAAAACAGAACUACUUGACAUUUUUGUGAGUGCAGGAAUUUUUCCCCAGUCUAGGACUGUCAAAUACGCUGCCACACACACAGUGAAAAUACCAACCAAGUAGGAAACCACCCCAAAUUUACAUGGAAAAUAACAGACCUAUCCCUGUGUCCUUAUAAAGAUUUUUAUCUUACUCUGGGAUUGAAAUCUAACCUCAGCAAAGUAAAAGACAAUCAUAACAGCACCAUGAAGAUGAAAUAGACUGGAUCUUCCAGGCAGUCAUCAUGAGCCUCCACAGCAGACUCAGGAGCCCGGGGCAAAGACCUUGUAGGGUACUCCAUUUAGACCAGGUGCCAAUGCUUUUCUGGCAUGGUUUAUGACUUGUCUGACCUCUAUCCACUUCAGGAGAGCAGUGUCAAACUUUGUCAGGGGCUCAGGUGGGCUGGUUACAUAGUGACGUGUCUCAAAUCUCUGGGUGACGUCUGCUGAAGCUGUCCCUCAGGAGGUCCUGGCCUCUGCUAAGACUCUAUGCUAGACACUGUUAGCUUUGUUCUUGCUGGCUUGGCUGAGUCUAAGUGUUGAGCCUUCGAUGAAAAAUAGCAAGCAGGUUCAAAUUAUGAGAUGAGGCUGUCCAAGUUGCUUCCAAGGUACUUUAUUCAGCAUGCGAAUGAAAAAAGUCAAUGAGAAUGAACUUUGCAGAAUCCUGACCGAGGUAACAAAGAAAAACCCCUCCUUAUACAACAUUUCACAAAGGGUGUUCACUUCCUGUUUUGGGAUCAAACCUUUUUCAUCAUGCAAGUUCUAAAACCCUUGUUUCCCUAGAUAGAAACAAUAUAAGGCCCUUGAUCGGGCCUCAGAGUUCCCGUACAGACUUUAUUUUAGCAGCACUGUGACCAUCAAAAUGCCCUUCUACAGUUUCUGUGAGAGGGUCAUAUAAACACUUUUCUGUAAACAUACAUUGAACAUGGUCCAGUCACAAAGACACUCUCUGUGAGCAUACACUGAAUAUUACCUAGUAUGAAUAUCAUACACUGAAUAUUACCUAAUAAGGAUGUCAUAAACUGAAUAUUACCCAGUAAGGAUGUUCCAUGAUUUUGCAUGUUCAGAAGAGUGUCUCAGGACCUCACAACAACACAUCACGAUAAUUUAGAAUAACUUGGCAUGGCUUGUCCAAGAGAAGAUACAGAACUUCCUCAAAAAAUGACUCCUCAAUAGCCUGUGAUCCAAGUGGUUCCCCUCUGUGGUUUUAAUUUAAAUGCUCAAGAUGAGCUGCUCCAGUUCCUGCUCGGGGGUAUGAAGUAUCCUGUUCUUCCUCUCCUCCAGUAAGUUGUAAACGUAUUUGAAUGGGUCCUGAAAGAAUCUUGUUCUCUUUGGCAUUUCUUUAUCCUUUUGGCUCUACUGAGUUGUGCCAGCCUUUGUUAGACUGUUGUUCCACAGGUCCUUCAGGCCUUAUUUUUCAUGGGGCUCAGCUCUCCUCCAUGCUUUUCUGAGGAGCUGUUGUUCUUUAACCAGCUGAAGGAUUGCCUUUUCUCAUCUUGUAAUCUGUGGGGGGGACUGGUGCUCUUUUGGAGCAUGACUCUGAAACAGUUACUUCAGGUAAAACCGAGUAGAACACGCCAUUCCCUGUGCGCCAGCACUGGAAUGUCGCCCCUCGACACCAAAUACAAAAAGAACAAAUACUGAAAAAUACUGCAAGGUGUUUGAGGAGCUGAACGGCCUAAUCAGCGCUGUAUCAUCUCCUCUUGUUGUUGCUUAGGUGAAAUGGAUAUUCACAGACACAUUGAUCUUACGCGCUAUAGCUUUACCAAACCAGGAAAAUCUUAAUGAGAGUCCUGACAAAUGAAUUUGGGGAUAAAUGUAUUGCACUGUAUUGUAAAUAAAGUUCUUGUAUUGUGUUUGUGGCAAGGGGGGUGCUAUUUUGUUCAUAAAUAGAGAAUAUUGUCUCCAACCAGCAACGCCACCUGGGGACUUGCACCCCAGGAAACUGUACUUUCAAACUAAAACCAUAACAGGAAGCUAAAAUAAGAAUAAGGCAACACAGGUAAGUUCUGAAGAGGCAGAGACAGAGUUCAAAAUAUUUAUUAGAUCAAAAAAUGAAGUUAAACUUAAAUAUAACUGAGAAAUUUAACCUAGGAGGGACAGAAAGGGAUAAAGUUAAAACAUCAUAACAAAACACAAAUAAGGGGCAAGAAAGUUAAUUUUAUUUCUAUAAUAAAUUUAAAACAAGGCCUUCUACAAAACUUAAAAAGUACAAUAACACCAACUUAAACUUAAUCACAGAAACCCAAACUAAGUUAACUUAAGAUAAGCUGAGGCCACCAGAAGGGAGGUGGACUACAGCGGGAAAGUGCAGGGGGGUGCUCCCUUAUACUCACCAAGUGAAGCACAGCACACACACUGCAAACCUUCAACAAAAGAAACAAAUCGGUGUAGUCUUGUGACCCCGUGUCAAACUCAUGCAAAGGUGGAGGGCCCUCACCCGGGGUGCCUAGCCUCCAAAACUAGUGGGCUCAACUUCUGAAAUAAAAUAAAAGGAUUAACCAAAGAAACAAACAAACCAACAACAGCGAACCCAGUUGGUAAACUAGAGGCACUAAGGAGAAAAGCAACUAAGGGUAACUAAGAACAGAAUGCAAACUAAUGGGGGAGUAACUGGGUAAAACAACCAAACUUAGAGGUAGAACCAAACCAAGUAAGGGGGGAAACCAAUCAAAAGGGCAGAAACAACCAAAGUAAACAGGCAAAAAUAACGACAGUUAAUGGGGGCAACAAAACAGCAGCAGGUCUACCACCUACAAACAAAAAGGACAUGCUGUUAAAAGCAAUCAUAAAACUCUAAAGAUUAAAAGUUACCAGCCACCCUACUCACCAGCACUCCAAGCAGAGCAGAAGGCCGACUGCAGGUGAGCUGCUGCCUUUUAUUCAGCUGACCUGAUAAGGGGAAGGGAGGGGUUAGAGGAGGAGGGAGAGCUGCAUUCAAUAGCAGCAAGGUGCUGCCUGCCACAUGUUGUAAAAAGCACUUGAACUUGUCAUUAAUUAGGAGAGAAACUGUCAUGAUUUAUUCUAGUCUUUUGCUUGUGUUGUAUUUGCUGUCAUUCCCCUGAGCUUCUGUUUCAGGUGUGUAUUUAGGAUCCUCAUGUUCCUUUUUCCCUCGUGUUUUAGUCUCAGGUUAAGAUUCUAUUGUUCGCUUUUUUUCCCUUCUCCUUGUGUGUCCAGUGUAUCUUGAGUUUCCCGUCCCUUGCAAUGACACUGUUAUCUUGUUGCCACACCUAUAUUAUUUCCUGGCACCCUGUAAAUAAAAUCUCUGUGUUGCCCUCCCCAGAUCAUAACUAACCCUGCCUAACGUCUUUGUUGCUCAGUGCACCAGUUUUUGUUUGUAAAUGUGAAAACAAACCGUUACGUCGUUUGCACUCUGUAAAGGUUUAAAAUAAAGGAACAGGUAAACCAGGCCAAUUGAAAAAGCAGGUCCCUCUGACCUCGCGCAGACCUUGCUCAUUAUUAUUCACGAGCGCGGCCUCGGUGAGCCGCGCCCACUCUCUCGUUCUGGUACUCAUUCACAGUCAACAUCACUCUCCAGCCAGAGCGAGACCCAGCUACCACUGUAUCCGCUAUGGGUCUUUUCCAAACGACCGCUGUUUCCUUGGGUUCACUGCCGGGAAAAUGAACUUAAAGCUGGGCAGAAUGAAUGAGAAAACACCGCUGGAGAUCUCCGGCUUCUUCUUCAACUUCCACCUCCUCUUCGGACUCGGGGUCUCAAAUAUAUGGUUUAAUACCUGCCAUUUUUAGCCUUUAGCAUAAGGUGACCAGACGUCCCCGAUUUCCGGGGACAGUCCCCGUAUUGGAUGACCUGUCCCCGGCAAAAGCUGUCCCCGAAAAUGUCCCCAAUUUAAGCAUUUCAUGAAUGAGAACAAAAAUGUUGCGUGUGGGCUCGAACAACGGUUUUUAGGCUACAGUAGCCGAAUGGGUAGGAAGCACAAGUUAGCAGUCCUGAACAACAGUUUUUAAGGGGGUUAUUACAAGGGGCAUGAGCUGCUACUAAAUAGUACCGAGACUUUGUCUGUGAUCACACAGCCCCUGCAGCCCCUGUGCCGCCGCACCGAAUAUCCCCGGAUAUCAUUACAGACAUCUGGGCACCUUACUUUAGCACACAUUAGCAAAAUGGAUAAACCGAAAUCCAAACCUCCACUGCUGAGCCAAUCAAAGCACAGCAGGCUUCACAGCAGCGAUCCAAUCAGAGCAAAGCUCAUUACCAUAAAUGUUAAUGAGCCAAAACCAGUUGGUUUUCCUGUAAGGUUUUUUAGGCAUACUAAAACAAACCAUCAAAUAACUUUUCAUCUAAAAUUAUGUUGCAAACAUGAUCAGAGGACAUCAAGGAUUAUGAAAAAAUGAUAAAAAUGGGUAUGAAAUUUUGGUGGCAGGUCCCCUUUAAGGUCCGUUUAAUUUAAGGUACUAAGGUCUAUGCUCUUUACUCCACUUAUUUACCACAAGCCAAGACUGCCUUGCCAACAGAUGGCGCCGAAGUUGAUGCCCUUCAAAAAGUCACUGUAUGCCUCGAUGCUGAUAAUCCGUUCACUUUAAGUUUUAACAUCCUCCCACAUUAUGUAAAAAAGAGGCAUCUUCAAAAGUUGUAUUAAAUUUUCUCAAAUUACAUAGAACAUGAGAAGUAUUGUCAAGUUUUCAUAAGUGCCUCCAUCUCAGGUGGAAGCUUUUUUUAAUGUGUUCACAGUGAUUUUUUUUUCUGCUCAUGCUGAAGCGUUUCAGCUUUAUUUGCCUAUUUCUCUUUCCCACCCUCCAUUUCAACAUCCCCAUUUAUUGCACUCAUUUUUAUCCUUCUGAAGUUUCUGCACAUGGGUCUUUGUUCCAAUGUGACAAUUUUAUUGAUGUAGUGGAUUCUACUAACCUCUUCAGAGGUUUUAUGUAUUGAAAACUGUUGUGUUGAAAGUCAUAUAGCUUCUAUUUCAUUGUUAAACUACACUGAAGACACGCAAAUCGCUGUCUAUUAUGAUCAAAUGUAAUUAAAAUACACAUGACAACUCAAAAAAUGACUUUCAAAAUUUUAAGAAAAAAACGUUUCUCUAACAAUUUCUGCUCAAUUUUACUCAUUUUAAGCUCCUCAGACCAGAUUUUUUUCUUGCAGUUUAUUCUGUCCAUGAAAUUGAUAAGCUCAGUUUUCUCUAGUUAAAUCUUUCCACAGAAACAAUAACCCUGGUUCUUCCUCUGCUGUACAGACUUCUCCACCUGGACUGUGGACAUUUUUAUAGGCAGAGGGCAGAACUAAGUCAGUGUAUCUAUGAUGGGCUAUAUUCAUGGAAGGAUGUCCAAACAAAAGAUCAGCUUGAUGACUUGGAUGUGCGUGGUCUCUAUCCUCUCUGUCAUCAUACUGCUCUGCACCGACAAGUGGGUGGAAUUACCCAUGUGCUCUGUUUCAGUACAGUCACAAUCUUUACAUGUUGUUCAAAAAGUGGAUUUGUUGUAUAAAUCUGUAUAAUUCAUGUAUUAUUUGUCUUAAUUACUUUGCUGUGGACCUGCAGGUACUCCCUAAACUCUAAAUACCAGACUCAGUUCUACCAAGCGGCCCCUAAACCUCUCACCAGGGAGCAGCAGCCACUGCCUCCACAAUGUGGUCCAGGAAAAAUAGGUAAACUGUUGGUAAAUGCUGCUCACUGUGAUUUCCCUGCUUUAAUAUUCAACUUUCGUUCUGAAUAUGUUUGAACAAAACUUUUUAAACAGUUUCUCUGGAGCAAAGGUUCUUGCGAGUGAAAGGGACGAAGACACUGCUGGUGUCUGCUUAUCAGGAGCACCGCACAGGCAAAAAAGGGGUCAGUAAAGAGAGCUGGGUGCCAAGUCCAACAGAUUUGACUCACUGGGCUCAUUUCCUCCUUCUCUGUUACCAGGUACGUGUGAAUGCAGUGGCUCUCAGGAGCCAGAGAGCAUCCUACGUCUGUUCCCUCUGUUGUCAUGGGAAACUUUACAUCACUGAAGGUCUUCAGAGAAUCCACCAGGAUCACUUUGGCUUUGCAUACGGGAUGGCACACAUCUUAUGUGACCUUCCCCUCCACUGUAAGACAGCAUCUUAUAUUGCUGUAACCUCUGCAGCUGCCUCUGCAGGUACUGACACAUGUUGACUCCUGUUGGGGUCGACUUUUUUGAUUCUGUUGGUGAAUGUGACCAAAAUAUCUCUUGCCACUUAAACUUUUUUAAGGCGUAAACUGCUGUGUCAUACCUCUGUUUUAAAUUAAAAAACCGUCAGGUAAAAUAAGACUUGAUGUUAGUUUUAAUUUCAGGGUUCUGCUUUCAAUAAAUGUUCAUGAAAUAGUCACGUUGACAACAUCUGUCCACUACUUGUGAAAACUGUUGAAGGAUUUUAAAGCUCCUGCAAGGACUUUUUGAAGGGCAUCAACUUCGGCGCCAUCUGUUGGCAAGGCAGUCUUGGCUUGUGGUAAAUAAGUGGAGUAAAGAGCAUAGACCUUAGUACCUUAAAUUAAAUGGACCUUAAAGGGGACCUGCCACCAAAAUUUCGUACCCAUUUUUAUCAUUUUUUCAUAAUCCUUGAUGUCCUCUGAUCAUGUUUGCAACAUAAUUUUAGCUGAAAAGUUAUUUGAUGGUUUGUUUUAGUUUGCCUAAAAAACCUUACAGGAAAACCAACUGGUUUUGGCUCAUUAACAUUUAUGGUAAUGAACUUUGCUCUGAUUGGAUCGCUGCUGUGAAGCCUGCUGUGCUCUGAUUGGCUCACCAGUGGAGGUUCAGAUUUCGGUUUAGCCAUUAUGCUAAUGUGUGCUAAAGUAAGGUGCCCAGAUGUCUGUAAUGAUAUCCGGGGAUAUUCGGUGCGGCGGUGCAGGGGCUGCAGGGGCUGCAGGGGCUGCGUGAUCACAGACAAACUCUUGGUACUAUUUAGUAGCAGUGCAUGCUCCUUGUAAUAACCCUCUUAAAAACUGUUGUUCAGGACUGCUAACUUGUGCUUCCUACCCAUCCGACUACUGUAAUAACCGUUGUUCAAGCCCAUAUGCAACAUUUUUGCUCUCAUUCAUGAAAUGCUUAAAUCAGGGACAUUUUUGGGGACAGCUUUUGCCGGGGUCAGGUCAUCCAUUACGGGGACUGUCCCCAGAAAUCGGGGACGUCUGGUCACCUUAUGCUAAAGGCUAAAAAUGGCAGGUAUUAAACCAUAUAUUUUAGACCCCGAGUCCGAAGAGGAGGUGGAAGUUGAAGAAGAAGCCGGAGAUCUCCAGCGGUGUUUUCUCAUUCAUUCUGCCCAGCUUUAAGAUCAUUUUCCCGGCAGUGAACCCAAGGAAACACCGGUCGUUUGGAAGAGACCCAUAGCGGAUAUAGUGUUAGCUGGGUCUCGCUCUGGAGAGUGACGUUCACUGUGAAUGAGUAAGAGAACGAGUGAGUGGGCGCGGCUCACCGAGGACGCGCUCGUGAAUAAUAAUAAGCAAGGUCAGCGCAACAUCAGAGGGACCUGCUUUUUCAAUUGGCCUGGUUUACCCGUUCCUCUAUUUUAAACCUUUACAGAAUGCAAACGACGUAAUGGUUUGUUUUCACAUUUACAACAUAAGACGAACAUAAUAUGGACCUUAUCUGACACAAAAAACACAAAAAAUUACAUUUUGAUGGCAGGUCCCCUUUAAACCUCUUAGAGUAAAGCUCCACUGAGUAACUUUUUGUUUGUUUUGUGUUGAUUUUCAGUGCAGGUGUUGCAGCUUUUUUUUGGCAUUACACAACUUUACUUUGUUGUUCCUGUCUGAACAUUUGUGUGUAUUUUCUUGCAUAGCCAAAAACAUGCUUUAGUUUGAACAUUUGAUGUUUUCUUUGCAUUAAUUUGGUGGAUGGCUCAUUCCUUUCGGCACAUUGUAUCUCAAAAAAUAUAUAUUUCUGUUUCUUUUCUAUGUGUUUAGAGAAUAAUGUGACAGAGUUUUUUGAGGUAAGGAACCAGGAGGCAAAAAGUGGCUCUUUUCCUUACAACUUCACCACCUGCUUUUCCACCAUGUUUAACUUCAACAAUCUGCUGCAGGUCAGUUCAUAAAGCGGACAAAGUGUUUAUUUUCCUCCUAAUGUAAAGCCUUAUCGAAAAGCUCAAAGGUCACCAAGUCCUUGUGUUUUCUUGCAGCUGGUCCAGAGUUUAGAAAUGUUGCAGUUACUGGGAGUGGACAGAGUUGUGAUCUAUAAGACCAGCUACAGCCCUGAAGUUAAGCAUUUACUCAACUACUACAUACAAAAAGGUGGAGUAUGGAGGAGGUGGGCUGUUUAAAGUGGAAAUUUAAAACUGGAAUUUACCACAAUAUUCUGUUUUGAGAUCGUAAAUGUUUAAUUUCUGGGAGCUGUGGGAAUCAAGAUUCAAACCAACAAAGUCAUGAAAUGUUUUUCUUUGUGUGGGAAUCGUCAUUAACAUAUGGAAGAUUCACUUUUUGAAUGAAAUUAUGGGAACGAAAAUAAACUCAUUUUUUAGCUUCACCUUUACUUUGAGUUCGACAAGUUGAGACCUUUAUGCAUGAAAUGAGUCUGGUUUUACAUGUCCCUGGCUGGAUGAAAACCUUUGCACAUAUGCAAAGUUUACAUGUGAGCAAGUCUCACCUGCAGCUCUUGAUUGUGCCAUCUUUGCAGCUGCUCUUGGGGAUUAAAAAGUUGACUAGAGUAGGGCCUGUGUAUUGCUCUGAUUAUGCAUUUUAGUGCAUAAUCAUUCUCUGACUCUUUUGGUUGUCCAAUUUGACUCUUGUAAUGUCUUUUUCAGGUUAUGUGGAGGUGAUUGAUUGGCCUAUGAUCAGAUAUCUGAAUGUAUCUCAGAGCUGGCGCCCUGACCUCUCUCCAGGUGACAUCCAUUACUAUGGUCAGAUUGCUGCUCUCAAUGACUGUGUUUACAGAUACAUGUACAAGUCCAAAUAUGUGGCCCUGCAUGAUCCUGAUGAGCUCAUACUGCCCCAGUCUGUAAACAGGUAUCAGAUUAAUGGAUUAACCUCUCGGUGACUCCACCACUGUCUCAUCCUCAGUUUGUUACAUCUUUUUCUUUCUUUUCUUUUUUUUUUUUGUUACGAUUUUCUCUCAUUCUUUUCCCAGCUGGUUGGAGUUGCUGCCCCUUCUGGAAAAAAGAUAUGGCAAGGAUAAGUGUUACAAAUUUGAGAACAAUGUUUUCCAUAACAACAUAAUGCUGCCUCCCCCAUCCUUCCAAACUCUGCCCCCCGAGAGCCGCUGGCAAAAAGUCUCUGGGGUUAACAUCCUGGCUCAUCUCUACAGAGAACCCGUCAACGGGUCAAAUGUGGCCUUAACAAAUUUUAAGAUCAUUGUCAAUCCAAGAGUUGUGUUCGAAGCAACGGUCCACGGACUGCUUUCUCCAGGGGGAAUCUGCUAUAUGGUAGACAGAAAGGUAGCACGGAUGUACCACACAAGGUAGGUUAGUGGUUCUGAGCUUCAGCCUGAUAUCAUAAUCACAUUCAUGGUGGGAGUGUUUUGGUUGAGAAACAUUUCUGUUUCAUCAAACAGACUUGCAGGGAAUUUGCUUUCCUCAAGAGUUAUCAUCAAAUUCCCUGUCCUUCAUCCAUUUGGUAGUUUUUUCUCUGGUACAAAUGGAUUGCAUUGUUAUACUUAAAAAUGCACUAAACGUCGAAUCAGUUUCAGUUUAGUUUCUUUCUCUGUCAGUAAAGCAAAUGACUGAUAAUGAUAUGCUGACCCCCCAGGGGUGAAAUAACCAUCAGAUGUUAGUCCAUCUGGUCCACGUUUGGUCCCUGGUUUCAACAGGAUAAAACGUUUCAUUCACUGGUCAGCUACUGUUUGAAGUCACCUUUUCCUGCUGUGACUGCCUAUUGUAUUGAACACCCUUAUUCAAAAACAAUUUUGUUUCUCAGCCCAUGGGCUUUUUUGUGGCUGUAGAAUUGGUAUGCAGUUAUUCCUUCCGCACCAUGCAUUGUCAUUUUCAUGAUGCUCUUUGGUAACAAUGAAGUUUAUUGUGAUUCUGAUGUUUAGUUUAUAUCUGGAAUAACUGCGGUUCCACUUUGUGUCUCUCUUUUCUGCUGCAGACAACCCAUGCAAAAAGGACUAAAACCAGAGCAGCUCAUUUAUGACGGACGACUGCUGAACUACAGCCCCCAGCUGACAUCUGCAGUCAAUACUGUCCUCACAGAGAGCGGACUUCUACCGCAGGACAGUGUGGUGUAG
Xyrichtys novacula (pearly razorfish) is the source of this 13136-nucleotide messenger RNA. The record is from the annotation of a GenBank genome assembly. NCBI's taxonomy places the organism in Eukaryota, Metazoa, Chordata, Actinopteri, Labriformes, Labridae.